AUGAAUAACAACGCCUCAUAUUAUGAGCUUUACCGGGGUAGCAGUAUCGGGAUGUCCCUCAUCGAUACUCUCGAUGAACUCGUUCACUCAGGUCGGCUCGAGCCUCAGACUGCCAUGAAAGUCAUUUCUACCUUUGAUAAAUCCAUCACAGAAGUUCUAGCAGAUCGUGUCAAGACGAGACUGAAUUUCAAGGUAGGACAUCUUGAUACCUAUCGCUUCUGCGACGAUGUGUGGACAUUCUUGGUCAGCGAUGUGAACUUCAAAAUGGAGAACCAGCUCAACGUCUCGGCGGAUAAGAUCAAGAUCGUUAGCUGCAAUGCUAAGAAGCCUGGUGAUCCACAAUAA
This is a messenger RNA of Bacidia gigantensis, 345 nucleotides long. It is a transcript of the gene TOA2, whose product is annotated as Transcription initiation factor IIA small chain (TFIIA 13.5 kDa subunit). Gene Ontology annotation, molecular function: TBP-class protein binding; RNA polymerase II general transcription initiation factor activity. Gene Ontology annotation, cellular component: transcription factor TFIIA complex. Bases 1 to 345 code for a protein of 114 amino acids. The transcript is spliced from 3 exons. The record is from RefSeq and is a predicted model, not a curated record. Lineage: Eukaryota; Fungi; Ascomycota; Lecanoromycetes; Lecanorales; Ramalinaceae. Gene Ontology annotation, biological process: RNA polymerase II preinitiation complex assembly; transcription initiation at RNA polymerase II promoter.